Zychaea mexicana is the source of this 210-nucleotide messenger RNA. RefSeq lists its product as uncharacterized. The record is from RefSeq and is a predicted model, not a curated record. The annotation marks the transcript as partial. The transcript has a single exon. Lineage: Eukaryota; Fungi; Mucoromycota; Mucoromycetes; Mucorales; Lichtheimiaceae.
AAAAGAAAAACGGCCAUCAUUCCAAAAUCAAACGAGAAGCGACCACGGGUGUUAGCAGCUGAUGCUCAAUGGUGCGUUUGUAACGUCAGUACGCUUACCUUAAAGGCGUUUGCCCUGGAGCAUGAUUACUAUGAACGCAGGCGCUGCCACGCUCGAUAUAAGACUAUCAUUACUAACAUGUCCGAAGCAGAGCAAUCUCGCCUCCUUCAG